Messenger RNA from Cladocopium goreaui, 647 nucleotides. The record is from the annotation of a GenBank genome assembly. Lineage: Eukaryota; Dinophyceae; Suessiales; Symbiodiniaceae.
AAGCCCAAAAGUACAAACAAUAGCAUCAAGCUUUCAUGAUUUAUGAAUAUGUUUGAACUAGUUGGAGUUUUAGAUGGUUUUAGAUCAUUGCAGAUCCAUCAUGGGCGAACAAUGGCAGAAAAGAUCUGCGUUUUGUUUCUCUCGUGAUGUUAUUCUGUGAUCUUACGAUCCCAGAGGAGCUGCUGUAGCAGUCCUUACCACCAGGAAUGAAACCUGAACAAAUCGCCCAGUCAUCUUGCAAGGCGGUGACAUGCCAAUCAAUGGAAAAGGCCAGAGAAGCUCUAGAUGAUGGCCAAAAGCACUUCAAGGUGGAAAACCGCAACGAGGAGCGUGCCAUGCUUCUGGAGCACUUGCUGAAACUGGAAAGAGAGCAUGGUGACGACACCUCCAUCGAGGCCGCCGAGAAGCGACAGCCGAAGCGGGAGAAGAAGAGGCGAGUCAUUCCUGGUGGCGAGGGUGAAGAUGGUCAGGAAGCUUAUGAGGAAUACAUGGACUAUGCCUUCCCAGAGGACAACAAGGAACAGCAGAACCUCAAAAUCCUGGAGAUGGCUCGUAUGUGGAAGAAGAGAAAAAUUGAAAGCUCGCAGUAGAACGACCCAUGCACCAGGAAUUCAGGCGGUGCCGAAUCUGAGCGGGGCCUGGGAGCG